This is a messenger RNA of Paraphaeosphaeria sporulosa, 1613 nucleotides long. RefSeq names its product S-adenosyl-L-methionine-dependent methyltransferase. The transcript is spliced from 2 exons. NCBI's taxonomy places the organism in Eukaryota, Fungi, Ascomycota, Dothideomycetes, Pleosporales, Didymosphaeriaceae. Gene Ontology annotation, molecular function: carbon-sulfur lyase activity. Bases 251 to 1549 code for a protein of 432 amino acids. The record is from RefSeq and is a predicted model, not a curated record.
AUCACAAUCUACAUGAUCUGGAAGGCAACUGUGCAAUAUACGGAAAUCGUACGGGUGGCACGCAACUGAGACCUACUGACGUCAUCAGUCGAGGAAGUUGUGAGUGGCUACAUCUAGAACAUCAUCGCGAGCAUUGACCGUCCCCACUAUUGUGCUCGAUCCUCUAUCAUAAAAGAAGCCACUCUACCAAUUCGGAGCAUUACCACCAGGAUUACGCACGCUAGAGUCUACCGCCAACGCUUCUACCUAAAUGGGAUCCGAACAAGCAGACAGGGCUGUCCUUUUCUACGAGUCGCGUUCUUUCAAUUACGAUGACUCCUGGCACGACGACUUCACCAAAAGGUUUGCAGCUGAAAUCAACAUCCAGCCAGGCCAGCAUGUCCUUGACCUCGCCUGUGGAACCGGGUUACUUACCUUCCUGGAGGCAGAUGCUGUCGGCCCAUCUGGACAUGUAACCGGCGUCGAUGUGACCCCAGGGAUGCUUCGCGUAGCCGAAUUCAAGAAGAGAAAAGAACCCGAGAAGUACGCCAAUGUGGAUUUUUAUCAGGGUGAUAUCCUAAAACUACAGGAAAUCGAAGCGCUGAAAGGAAAGCAAUUCGACAUCAUCACUGCGUCGUCUGCUCUCGUACUAUUCCCGGAUCCAAAGGCAGCAAUCGAACUGUGGGCCGAGUUCCUGAAGCCAGGUGGCACAUUCGCAGUUGACUCAACGCAUCCUCGAAACCUUGUCCCAGGGAUGGUAUUGGAACGUGUCGCAAGACGGCUCGACCUGUCGGUGCCGUACAACCGAGAGUGGAGCCAGAACGAAUCUUCACUGAAGGGUGUACUUGAGUCUGCGGGGCUGAAGGUUGACAAGGUCAUCACCGUAGAGAAUCAGUCUGGAUAUGGGAAGCGACAGUACGAGGUGGGCCAAUGGGAUGACUUCUUCGUUGAGAACGUUAUCGUCAAGGACGUUGCGAGGACCUUUGCCAAUAAUGAUAUUCGACGCAAGGCCCAGGGUCUCUACAAAGAAGAGUGGGAGCGGUUAGCUGUGAACGGACAAGUCGAGGAGGUCGACUCGGUGUUCCUUGGAGUUGCUCGCAAACCUGCCGACGGCUCGAGGUAUGUCCCAAGCUCCUCAAGCAAAGAGACCGUCUUCGAAGGAGGCUGCCGCUGCGGCGGCGUGCGCUAUACGUCAACACAACAGCCAUCUCAAGUCACUUUCUGCUACUGUCGAGCUUGCUCUCGAGUCUCGGGAUCUGGCUACUUGCCGUUUUGCCACGUUGACGAUGAUGCGCUCACCUUUACGCAUACAUCUACAAUGAAAACUCUGGUACUCUCAAAGGCCGCAGAGCGAUUUUUCUGCACGGGCUGUGGAGCCCCAAUCGCCAUGAAAUACUUUGAUCAGGAGGUUACAGGUCUUGUACUUGGCUCUCUUGAUUUGGAUACUUUCAAAGGAGCGAUGCCGAACGUAGAGCAGCACAUAUUUCUCAGGGAGAAGGCUCCGUGGGUUACCGUACCGGAUGAUGGUGCGAAGCGGAUGGAGGCAUUUGAGGAGAUGGAGAUCAAGUAAGAUGCUGCGGGUGCAGAAUAUUGGCAAGAGCGGUAGCUAUUGUGUCAACACGAAGAUCUGAGAC